AUGGAGCUGUGCCCAGCGAGACGCGGAAGCGGGACGAGAACAUCAAGCGCGGCAACUGGGGCAACCAGAUCGAGUUCAUCCUCACAAGCGUCGGCUACGCCGUGGGCCUCGGCAACGUGUGGCGCUUCCCCUACCUCUGCUACCGCAACGGGGGUGGCGCUUUCAUGUUCCCCUACUUCAUCAUGCUGGUGUUCUGUGGGAUCCCUCUCUUCUUCAUGGAGCUCUCCUUCGGACAGUUUGCCAGCCAGGGCUGCCUCGGUGUCUGGAGGAUUAGCCCAAUGUUUAAAGGUGUUGGGUAUGGUAUGAUGGUUGUCUCCACCUACAUUGGAAUCUACUACAAUGUUGUGAUCUGCAUCGCCUUCUAUUAUUUCUUCUCAUCGAUGACACGGGUACUGCCCUGGACAUACUGCACCAACCCCUGGAAUACACCUGAUUGCGCCGGUGUGUUGGAUGUUACCAAUAGCUCAGCUGGGUCAUCGCUCAACAUCACACAGAUGCUUAACCAGACACUCAAGCGCACUAGUCCCAGUGAGGAAUACUGGAGGCGGUAUGUGUUGAAGUUGUCUGAUGACAUUGGGAACUUGGGUGAGGUGCGGCUUCCUCUGCUGGGUUGCCUGGGCGUCUCUUGGGUUGUCGUCUUCCUCUGUCUUAUCAGGGGUGUCAAGUCCUCAGGAAAAGUUGUGUAUUUCACAGCAACCUUCCCGUACGUGGUGCUGACAAUUUUAUUUGUGCGGGGAAUAACCCUUGAAGGAUCCGUUACUGGAAUCAUGUACUAUCUAACACCUCAGUGGGACAAAAUCCUCGAUGCAAAGGUAUGGGGAGAUGCAGCCUCCCAGAUCUUCUAUUCAUUGGGCUGUGCCUGGGGUGGGCUGAUCACCAUGGCAUCAUAUAACAAGUUCCACAACAACUGCUACAGGGACAGCAUCAUCAUCAGCAUCACAAACUGUGCCACGAGUGUCUACGCAGGCUUUGUCAUCUUCUCCAUCCUGGGCUUCAUGGCCAACCACUUAGGCGUGGAUGUCUCCAAGGUGGCCGACCACGGUCCUGGCCUGGCUUUUGUAGCCUACCCCGAGGCUCUGACGCUACUUCCCAUCUCUCCUCUCUGGUCUGUCCUCUUCUUUUUCAUGCUCAUCCUGUUGGGGCUGGGCACGCAGUUUUGCCUCCUGGAGACUCUAGUUACAGCUGUUGUGGAUGAAGUGGGAAACGACUGGAUCAUCCGCAAGAAAACCUUUGUGACGCUGGGUGUGGCUGUGGUGGGCUUCUUGCUGGGUGUUCCACUCACCACACAGGCUGGCAUCUACUGGCUGUUACUGAUGGACAACUAUGCAGCAAGCUUCUCUCUAGUUGUCAUUUCGUGUAUCAUGUGUGUCUCUAUCAUGUACAUCUAUGGGCACCGAAACUACUUCAAGGACAUUGAGAUGAUGCUGGGUUUCCCACCCCCCAUCUUCUUUCAGAUCUGUUGGAGGUUCAUCUCUCCUGUUAUCAUCUUUUUUAUCCUCGUGUUCACAGUGAUCCAGUAUCGGCCCAUCGCCUACAAUACCUACGUCUACCCCAGCUGGGCCAUCACCAUUGGCUUCCUCAUGGCCCUCUCCUCAGUAAUUUGCAUUCCAGUCUACGCCGUUUUCUGUGUCUUGCGCUCAGAAGGGGACUCGCUGUUGCAGCGUUUGAAAAACGCUACCCGGCCAAGCCGUGAGUGGGGACCGGCCCUUGCAGAGCACCGAACCGGCCGUUACGCAUCCGUGCUCAGCCCCUCCAUAGAGUCCCAGCUGGAGGUGCAGUUGCUGAACCCUGAAAAACCCAAGAAUGAUGAAGCUGGCGUGGCGGUUGCCAUCAGCGUCGGAAGCAAUGGCUCUACCCACAGCCAGGACUCCAAGAUCUGAACCUUAGCCUGGGAGGCAGGGCAGGGAGCCCUCCUUGCACCUCCCCUUUUCCCACCUGCCCUGGUCCUCCAAACCCUACUCUGCUCAGAUACACUACAGCGCCCCCCACUGGGUGGGGGAGCCCUGGCUCCCAGGCUGUGCCGGACUCUGGAGGGGUGGCUGUGCGUUCCCACCCCACCCACCUCAUUUGUGCCCCUGUUCCAUCUUUGUAACCCUCAUGUUUACAGUAAUGUUCCGAGGGCCCCAAUUCACAGCCAGGAACAGGGGUCAGAAAGGGGGGGAGGGUGUGUACUGGCUGAACAGCUGGGGGUGCCUUAAAAAGGUACCAGGAGGAGGGUAGGCUGGUGCUGCAAGGGGUCAGCAGCCCCUUUUGGGGUGAUUUCUGGCAGCUGCACCUAGGCCCGGGGGGUCUGGAAUCCAUUGGGGGAUGGUACGCCCCUUACUGCCCUGGAUCAGGGUCAUGGGGACUGGCCCCAUAGAGAAGUGAAUGGGA
Messenger RNA from Euleptes europaea (tarantolino), 2373 nucleotides. It is a transcript of the gene SLC6A9, whose product is annotated as solute carrier family 6 member 9. NCBI's taxonomy places the organism in Eukaryota, Metazoa, Chordata, Lepidosauria, Squamata, Sphaerodactylidae. The record is from RefSeq and is a predicted model, not a curated record. Bases 165 to 1880 code for a protein of 571 amino acids. Gene Ontology annotation, molecular function: glycine:sodium symporter activity. Gene Ontology annotation, biological process: glycine import across plasma membrane; synaptic transmission, glycinergic; sodium ion transmembrane transport. The transcript has 12 exons. Gene Ontology annotation, cellular component: membrane.